UUCAAGAUGGCUGCGAACUUUCAACAUCCCUUCCAAUGCUUCCGAUUCGUGCCGAGGCCUAAUACAAACCUCCUUAUCGGGUCGGCUGGCUCCAAGCUCUACUCCUACUCCGCCGAGACUGGCGAGCGGCUUGCGGUUUGGCCACAGGAAGUAGCCUCAACCAAUGCCAAUGCGGUUGACGCAGAUUCUGGUUCCGAGCAAGGACCCCCGGGAAAGAAGAGAAAGGUUUCUGCAUCUGAAACCCAGACAAACGAGAAACCUGCUUGGUCAAACAUCCCCAUCCUGACCACGACCACGAAUGGGGAGUACAUAGUUGCGCUCACCGCCGAAGACAAGUGUGUCCGUGUCUUCCAGCUCCAGGAAGAUGGCUCAUUUACUCAAUUGAGCGAGAGAGCCAUGCCCAAGCGCCCAUCCGCCAUUACCCUAACUAGCGACGACACCACCAUUCUAUGCGGUGACAAGUUCGGAGACGUCUACUCGCUGCCGCUGAUUCCCAGCGAUAAGCUCCCUGUUAUCACGAAAGCUUUGAGAAGCGCAACACUCAGCCACCCGGCCGCAACCAAUCUGACCGUGCACACCAAGGGCAACCGACGGGCUUUGGAGCAGCAAUUGCGUCUUGCCAGCCAAGGCAAAAAGGACGAGAAGGCCCCGGGCCCAGCUUUCGAACACACAAUCUUGCUUGGCCAUGUAUCGUUGCUCACGGAUAUGGCCUAUGUGUCGCUUCCGGUGGAUGCCAACAAGAAGCGCAGCUACAUCCUGACCGCCGACCGAGACGAACAUAUCCGCGUCUCCCGUGGUCCUCCCCACGCGCACGUCAUCGAGAAUUACUGCCUGGGUCACACUGCAUUCAUCAGCCAGCUCUGCGUGCCUCACUGGGCGCCCGAGUAUCUUGUCUCCGGCGGAGGUGACAACUAUCUGCUUGUCUGGAAAUGGGCGGAAGGCCGUAUCCUCCAGAAGGUUUCUUUGGUCGAUGAAUCAUCACAGGCCACAGAAGUUGCUGUUCAUGGCAUCUGGGCUACCUCACUUGGGGACCUGCGGGUCAUCCUUGUCGCGCUUCACGGAUCCUCACGCCUCCAAUGCUUUACGCUGGAAGCAGACGGCACCCUGAAAGCACAGAGCCCCAUCCAACUCUCCGGCAACGCCCUCGCCCUUACACCCAUUGAGAAAGACAACACCAUCCUUGUCUCCGUCGACACUAUCCGCCAGCCAGACACCACCCAAGAAUGGAGAGCCAGCGCCUCCUCCCCAUCCACCCUCAUCGAGGCAUUCCACAUCAAAUCAACCACCGAUACCCUGGAAUGGGAACCUGCCACGGCGUCCGUGACCAAGAAGAUCAACUCUACCGGCACCGACGAAGUCCCCGCAACCACCGAAGAGAAGCAACGGAAGGAACUUAAUGACUCCCUGUACAACCUGGGACAUCUUCGAAAGAGGAAGGGUGAGGACGAGUAAAAAGAAAAGUUUGGUCUUUUGCAAUAGAUAAUUUCCCAUUGGAAGGAAUGUAUAUAUCAACGAGUUACUCAAUGACCUUUUCUAGCGCCUAUACAUAGUGGCAGCCCAC
Messenger RNA from Aspergillus ibericus CBS 121593, 1561 nucleotides. RefSeq names its product putative tRNA methyltransferase (gene trm82). The transcript has 3 exons. Gene Ontology annotation, molecular function: protein binding; tRNA (guanine(46)-N7)-methyltransferase activity. Gene Ontology annotation, biological process: RNA (guanine-N7)-methylation. NCBI's taxonomy places the organism in Eukaryota, Fungi, Ascomycota, Eurotiomycetes, Eurotiales, Aspergillaceae. Bases 7 to 1452 code for a protein of 481 amino acids. The record is from RefSeq and is a predicted model, not a curated record. Gene Ontology annotation, cellular component: cytosol; tRNA methyltransferase complex; nucleus.